Exserohilum turcica Et28A is the source of this 756-nucleotide messenger RNA. RefSeq lists its product as uncharacterized. The record is from RefSeq and is a predicted model, not a curated record. Lineage: Eukaryota; Fungi; Ascomycota; Dothideomycetes; Pleosporales; Pleosporaceae. The transcript has 2 exons. The coding region runs from base 1 to 756 and encodes 251 amino acids.
AUGACUGAAGACCUGAUCAGCUUCGACGACGACGACAACAACAACAUGAACUCCACUCAGCCCGGGAUGCGCGAUAGUUUUGCGGAUCUUACACGUUUGAUGCGAGAGAAGAAGCCGUAUGCCGUCACGUCACGGGCUCCUUCUGCACAGUCGCCACCAGCUGCUUCUGCACCGCCUCCCCCAGCUGCGCCAAAAGACUCGUCCUCGCCUGACCUGCGCCUCGAACUCAUGAAAGAGCGCCUUAGGAACAUUGAGCUAGAGGAUGAGAUUGAAGGGCUUAAAAACAAGCUUCGCGAGCAACAGGUUCAGCUCGACACUGCUGAAGCUCAGCUUAAGCACCGCGAGAAUCGCCCCAUAGCGACUGGUCUGGAAAGUGAGAAUGAAGAGCUAAAAAUCAAGCUUCGUGAGCAGCGGGUUCAGCUCAAGACUGCUGAAGCCCAACUCAAGCAUUGCGAGAAUCGCCUCCUGGAGAUCACCAAGAACGGCAUGUCACUUCAGGGUGCCGCACACCUCGUCAAGCCAAACGCGAAUACACAGCUACCCAAGACGGUGUUUGCCUGCUCGGAAUGUUAUGCCAAUAACUUGGAGUGCGACAACAAUGCGACAUGCCGCAGCUGUACAGAUCGUGGCGAGACGUGUGCAAGGUGGAGGUGCUCUCUCAAGCAUAGGCUGGGUAACUGCCCUCUUACGCCGUGCAAAUUGGCACACGAUGAGCAGGGAUGGCUGAUGCUGCGCACGGAGAGACCUCAGUGGUAA